AAAUUUCGUUCGAGGAAAGGGACUUUCACAGGUUAAAGAUGUUCUUCUCCAAGCAGAUGAAAGAAGAAAAAAAGCCUUGGAGUAUCAGCGUGCUAUUGAAGCUCAAAUGGAGGAGAAGAGAAGGAAACAGCAUGAAGAGCAUCAAAGAAGGAUACUAGAAGAACAGGAGGAGGAGAAAAGGCUUGCUCAGGAACGAGCUAGACUACAGGAACAGUAUGAAGAAGAGCAGAAAAAGAUAAAAAUGAAAGAGGUUGAAAUUGGAAAAGCCAUUCGUAGUUUGGUACAACUGAAAGGUCUUCUGUCACUGUGGAGAGGAUUAGGACCAACUAUUCUCAGAGAUGUACCUUUUUCAUCUAUAUACUGGGCCAGUUAUGAACAUUUAAAGUUCAGGUUUCAGAUGGAACAGCCUGGAUUUUGGUUCAGUUUUACUGCUGGAGGCACAGCUGGAACUGUUGCAGCUGUAUUAACUCUGCCAUUUGAUGUUGUUAAAACACAUCGACAGAUUGAGCUUGGUGAAAUGGACAUACAUACUA
Messenger RNA from Limulus polyphemus (Atlantic horseshoe crab), 533 nucleotides. Its product is annotated as solute carrier family 25 member 39-like. Gene Ontology annotation, biological process: mitochondrial transmembrane transport. The annotation marks the transcript as partial. Lineage: Eukaryota; Metazoa; Arthropoda; Merostomata; Xiphosura; Limulidae. The transcript is spliced from 4 exons. The record is from RefSeq and is a predicted model, not a curated record.